AUGUCAUAUUUAUUCAUAUAUUCAUAUGAAUGGAAAGAAUAUCAUAAAAUAACAAAUAAUUUUUCUGGUGAAACAUUUAAAUAUGUUCGUGAAAUAUCAUUAUUUGAUGAACGAUCUUUUGAACAUGAAUUUUUUUUUCAAAUUUCUCAAUCAUUUCCAUUCAUGAAAAAAUUAACUUUGAUUAAUGAAAAAUCACAAAAUAAUAAACAAUCUAGAAAAUUAGAUGAUGAUAAUAAUCAACAUUUAUCAAUCAUUGAAUAUCCAUAUCUUUCUGAAUUGGAUCUUGUUGAAGCUCAUGAUGAUUAUAUCGAACAAUUUCUACUUGAUACGAAAACCUGUUUACCAAAUGGUAUUUAUCUUACUGUUGAUUAUCAAGCAUUGAACAGAGUGACACAACAAUUUACAAGAAAUACAACACAAUUAAAUUGUAUAAAACUACGUUGUUUAGGUCUAAAUGAUAUAUUUCAAAUUCCUAUAUAUGUAAAAGAAUAUUUUCCUUAUACAAAAAUAUUGUGA
Molecule: messenger RNA, 516 nt
Organism: Rotaria sp. Silwood1
Lineage: Eukaryota; Metazoa; Rotifera; Eurotatoria; Philodinida; Philodinidae
Source: the annotation of a GenBank genome assembly